Pangasianodon hypophthalmus (striped catfish) is the source of this 3283-nucleotide messenger RNA. RefSeq names its product dipeptidyl aminopeptidase-like protein 6. Gene Ontology annotation, biological process: proteolysis. The record is from RefSeq and is a predicted model, not a curated record. Lineage: Eukaryota; Metazoa; Chordata; Actinopteri; Siluriformes; Pangasiidae. The coding region runs from base 326 to 2707 and encodes 793 amino acids. The transcript is spliced from 26 exons. Gene Ontology annotation, molecular function: serine-type peptidase activity; dipeptidyl-peptidase activity.
CAUAGAUUAGGACAUGGAUUGUGUGUGUGUGUGUGUAUGUGUGUGUGUGUGUCCACCCCCCUCCUCUCUUUCUCCCUGACACACACACUCUCUCUGUGAUUCAGAGCGAGUGAGCAUCGGUGCUCUCGUCGUCUUCUGCGUCUCUCACUCUCAUUUCUAAACGUCUGCACGUGUGUCUGUGUGUGAGUGUGUGUAUGUAUGUGUGUGUGUGAGUGAGUGCUUUUCUACAUAUGCUUCAUGUGUGUGUGUUGGUGAGGUAGCUACUGCUGUGGUGCUUUUAGUGCCGUCAGUGUUUUUCCUCGCAUGUCAGUGAGUGAAGCUCAUCAUGACUACAGUGAAGGAGUCGAGCGCUCCAGUGAAGGCAGCUCCGCACCAAGACCAGGAGUUGGUGGGCAGUAACCCUUCACAGAGGAACUGGAAGGGAAUAUUAAUCGCUCUGCUGGUUAUUCUGUUCAUCUGCUCUCUCAUCGUCACCUCCGUCGUCCUGCUCACACCAGGUGAAGAUGACAAUCUGGCCUUGAAGGGGAAAGUUACCCUGGAGGACAUUUUCAGGAAGAACUUCAGAGUUCAUGACCCUGAGGCUAAAUGGAUCAGUGAUGAGGAGAUUCUGUAUCGCACUCGUGAAGGUGAUGUGCUGAAGUUCAACGUGGAGACGAAUAAGAGCACAGUGCUGGUGCCCAACAGGAAGUUUGAAAUGUAUAAGGCCAUCAAGUAUGAGCUUUCUGCAGAUCUGAAACACGUUCUGCUGGCCUACAAUGUGGAGCCGAUUUAUCGUCACUCCUUCACUGCGUACUACAUCAUCUGUAGUUUAGAGACUCCGGAAACAUGGAUUCUGACUCCUCCAGAAGUGCGUAAUGCUCCUCUUCAGUACGCAGGAUGGGGACCACGAGGACAGCAACUGAUUUUUAUAUUUGAGAAUAAUAUCUACUACCGCUCCACCGUCGGGAGCCGAACCAUCCGCCUUGUUUCCACUGGCAAAGAAGGCGUGAUUUUCAACGGCCUUGGCGAUUGGCUGUAUGAGGAGAUGAUCUUCCAGUCCCAUGUGGCUCACUGGUGGUCUCCUGAUGGGACACAUCUGGCAUAUGCCUCCAUCAACGACAAUCUGGUGCCCAAGAUGGAGCUGCCCAUGUUCACAGGGUCACCGUACCCAACGAGCCGAGCAUACCAUUACCCCAAAGCCGGUGAGGAGAACCCCGUGAUCUCUCUGUAUGUGGUGAACCUGAACGGCCCUUUACACACCAUCCAGAUGAAGAGACCAGACGACCACAGGAUCCGAGAGUUUUACAUAACGAUGGUGAAAUGGGCCACAAACACGAAGCUGGCGGUGAAGUGGUUAAACCGAGCGCAGAACUUCUCCAUUCUGAGCCUGUGUGAGGCCACGACGGGAGUCUGUAACAAGAAACAUGAGGAUGAGAGUGAGACCUGGCUGGACAGACAGAACGAAGCUCCGCUUUUCUCUAAAGACGGCCUGAAGCUCUUCUUCACUUGUGCUGUCCCUCAAGGGGGGCAGGGCAAAUUCUUCCAUGUGUCCAUGGCAUCAUCACAGCCCAACAGCACCUCAGACACUCUGCAGUCCAUCACAUCAGGCAACUGGGAUGUUACACACCUUCUGGCCUACAACGAGGACAGCCAGCUAAUAUACUACGUGAGCACAGAGGAAGAUCCCAAACGUCGCCACCUGUACAGUGCAGAGACGGUCGGUUCCUUCACUCGGCUCUGUCUCUCCUGUGGGGUUACAGACGCCUGUGGAUUCGUGAGCGGCUCCUUCAGCCACAACAUGACCUUCUUCCUGCUCCACUGUAAAGGACCUGGUGUCCCAUUUGUAUCCAUCUACAGAACCAAGGACAGACAGAAGCUGUUGGACAUCGAGUUGAACCUGAAGCUCCGGAGCACUGUAGACUCCAUGCAGAUGCCCCGAGUCGAGUACAGAAAGAUAGACAUGGAGGAUUACACUCUGUCGCUGCAGAUCCUCAAACCUGCUGGCUUCAUAAACACGGCACAUUAUCCUCUACUGCUGCUCGUGGAUGGGACUCCAGGAGGACAGGCUGUGUCGGAGCGGUUCCAGGUGGACUGGGCCACGGUGUUGGUCAGCAGUUUGGGUGUGAUCGCUGUGCGCUGUGACGGUCGUGGCAGCGGCUCUCAGGGCUCCGAGUUCAUCCACACGCUUGACCAGGAGGACCAGCUGAAGGCUCUCAGCAUUUUAGCGAAAGAGCCGUACAUCGACAAAACCAGGAUCGGCGCUUUUGGACAGGUGUAUGGAGGACACAUCACCAGCCUCCUGCUCAGCUCUGAGGCCUCCGUACUGAAGUGUGGAGCUGUUCUCUCACCCAUCACUGACUUCCGACUCUAUGCAUCGUUUUUUUCUGAGCGAUAUUUUGGCCUUCCAUAUCCAGAACAUCAAGCGUAUGAGAUGUUCAACUUCAAACAACGAGCGUCUCAGUUUGUCAAUAAGAAGUUUUUGAUCAUUCACCCGACUGCAGAUGAAAAAGUCCAUUUUCAGCAUACUGCUAAAUUCAUUUCGGGGUUAAUCAGUGGGAAGGCAAAUUACAGUCUCCAGAUUUAUCCAGAUGAAGGUCACUUCCUGCACAGCGAGGCGGUGAAGCGGCACCUCAGUCAGUCCCUGGUCCACUUUUUUGAAGACUGUUUCAGCCGAUCAGACGAAAUGUUUGAAGAUGAUCCAGAGGAAAAGAACGAAGUCCAGGGUUAGCGUCCUGUGGCUCACGCUGUUCACACACAAAGCGACUCGUUCUGUUAAAGAACUCAGACUUUGUUUUUAACUCAGCUUGCCUUCCAAGGACAUCAUCCUCAUUUAUUCUGCUGUACAGAGAAUUUCCCUCUGUGGACGUUUUCCUCUUACCUCGCUGCUCCUGUCUCUCUCUUCUGCGUGGACCAAUGGUGGCUUUGCUAUCUGAAAACGACCGUGGUCGAAAAGGACGGUCUGUCUAUCACUUUGAUUGAUGGGUUACUCUGAUUAACUGACUGCUGGCAGCAAGGAAUAUGACCAAACCAAACCCCCGACACAGUGUUCAGACUAAAAGCAGGAUGGGAUUUCUGGCACACAGUGUGUAGACUCAGUGGGAACACUCUGUUCAUCCAGCUGCUCUGGGACUCACUGUUUUUCUUUUUUGUUUAGAUAUGGUGGAUGGAGGUUGGUUUGCGGUCAUGGUUGUACUUCAGAAAGUUCUUAUAUCUUAUUGUGUUUGUGUCUGUGGCUCUGAUGUAAAGUAACAAAAGAAAUGAAAUAUUAACUUGGGUAUCGAUAAAAAAAAUGUUUUCUUUUUCA